Molecule: messenger RNA, 2171 nt
Organism: Helicoverpa zea (corn earworm)
Lineage: Eukaryota; Metazoa; Arthropoda; Insecta; Lepidoptera; Noctuidae
Exons: 1
Coding region: 14-1807 (597 amino acids)
Source: RefSeq, a predicted model, not a curated record
AUCACGCUACAAAAUGUUAGUCGCGUGGGUUUUUACAAUCCUGUUGAACUUCGGGCAGAGUCAGAACAUAUUACCACCAGAGGCUGAAGAUAACCAAGAAUUACAUCAAUGUGUAACCAGUAUACUAGACAGAUACUUUAACGAAAGCAUAGAGCUAACAUACGUUAACAUGGAAAGUGAUAAUGAGGAUCUUUUGCAAACAGUUUAUAAAUCACAGAAGUUCUCACUUGUUACAAGAAAUUCAACGUACCAGUCAGUCUUACCUAACUACGGAUAUUUGAUAAUAACGAGAAAUGUGAACACCUUCAAAGAAUACUUUAAGUAUCUGCAAACUGAUACAACAUGGAACCCGUAUGCACGGUUCUUGAUUAUUAUUCAAACGCUAGUAGACGAAGAGAUUAAAAGUGUCUUCGAUAUUCUGUUGAGGAAACAUGUCAACAAUGUGAUAGUUAUGAAUGGAACUACAGAUGCUCAUCUCUUCGCCUACAAUCCUUUCGAUAACUACGCCUGCGGCAAAUACUAUACUGACAUCAUAGACUACGGGCCUUGUAAAGAAAACACAAACAACUUUUACCCAAACAAACUAGUGACUGGCCUCAAAAAUUGCACCUUCAGAGCGGCUAUCGUACAUCGACCACCCUUCACCGUUAAUCCCUUAAAAGCUCCGAAGAUAAUACUAGGUACAGAAGAAUACAUACUUAAAGCACUAGCUGAACUAGAGCACUUUGAAGUAAAAUUUAACUACAGUGUUAAUCCGGCGGUAUUUUCCUCAGCGUUUCCUAACAUGACUGCUUUCGGUCCAAUGGAAAUGUUGCAGAACAAUGAAACUGACGUCAUAUUUGGAGGUAACAUGAUGGUAUUGACGAGAGGUCAGGCCUUUUCGUUCCUCAGCGGCUAUCAUGAUUAUAAUGACGAGCUGCGAUUUGUAGUUAAAAGGGCGUCUCUGGUCCCUUUAUGGAAAACUGUGUACAUAGAAUUUGAUACGACGGUGUGGAUGUUAAUACUUCUAGCGCUUGUCGUUUACUCCUUCAUGGUAAUAUAUCUUCUUCAGACGAAAGACAAGGGCUUUGUCUUCAUGGAGUUACUGGACAACUUACUAACACACAGUCGCGACAUUCGUUGUUCCAUGACAAUCAAGUGCAUCCUGAUGAUAUGGGUGAUGUUCGCUUAUUUGAUCAACACGUGUUACCAGUCCAGUCUCUUCAGUCUUACGACGAACCCGAGUAAGGAGCACCAGGUUGCAAGUGAAGAAGAUAUCAUACAAUAUAAGUACAAACCUUGCUUCAGUGUAGCUUUAAAGACAUUCUUAUCGUUAGAGAUAACUGAAGGGAUGCUGUCCACACGUUCUUCACCCGCAGAUAUAGAUCAAAAUGCUUGCAGCACCACGAUACAAGCCAUAACCACUGUCAGUAAAACAAAAGGAGUUUUUUCUCUCAUACCAAAUUACAUCUAUUUGUACAACAAGCCAAGUUUUAACGACAAAUUCGGUAAUCCUUUAAUUUAUUAUUUCGACAAACCUUUUGCAAAAUUCUUGUAUUGUUUCUAUUUUUAUAAAGGGUUUCCGAUCUCCAAUCGGAUGAGAAUGAACGCGAUACGAAUGAGGGAGAAUGGUUUGGCAGACAAGAGUAUGAAGGAUCACUUCUUCAAACGAGCGCUGAAGCAAAGAUUCUCUCAACAGGAAUUUGAGACACGCUUUGUUUUACCAUGGGGUUUGUACAUAAUCGGUUGUACCAUUUCUAUUAUAACCUUCUUGGUUGAGUAUAUGUCGCAAAGUCAACUGAAAAUGCAGGAACACCAUGUACCUUGAACGGCGAUAAUAUUAACAACCAUUACAUAACAGAUUGGCAUUAAUAUGAUACUGGUUGGUAUAUAACUUAUCUGAGUAACUUUACCGCUAACACUUGUUGGAAAACAUGAACCAAGCAAAACUAUCUCACUUGAGUGUAUUAAGGUGUUUUUUUUUUUAUUUUGAAUACAGUACCUACAAUUUUGAAGAUAGUAAAUAAUUAUCAUAAUGUAUAAUUACCACUAUUUGAUUCCUAAACAUUAAAAAGCCUUGGUGGCUGAUCCUAUUACUAAUUUUAGACACAGUAUACUUACCACACUCACCGAAAAACUAGAGAGUACCUACCUAUUUGAAGAGUGACUCAUUAACUACAUAUAGGUAAUUA